Nomascus leucogenys (northern white-cheeked gibbon) is the source of this 816-nucleotide messenger RNA. RefSeq names its product T cell-interacting, activating receptor on myeloid cells 1 (gene TARM1). NCBI's taxonomy places the organism in Eukaryota, Metazoa, Chordata, Mammalia, Primates, Hylobatidae. The record is from RefSeq and is a predicted model, not a curated record. Gene Ontology annotation, cellular component: plasma membrane.
AUGAUCCCUAAGCUGCUUUCCCUCCUCUGUUUCAGACUGUGCGUGGGCCAAGGAGACACAGGGGGAGAUGGGUCACUGCCCAAGCCGUCCCUCAGUGCCUGGCCCAGCUCGGUGGUCCCUGCCAACAGCAAUGUGACGCUGCGUUGUUGGACUCCUGCCAGAGGUGUGAGCUUUGUUCUCAGGAAGGGAGGAAUUAUUCUGGAGUCCCCGAAGCCCCUUGAUUCUACAGAGGGCGCGGCCAAAUUUCACCUCAAUAAUCUAAAAGUCAGAAAUGCUGGAGAGUACACCUGCGAAUACUACAGAAAAGCAUCCCCCCACAUCCUUUCACAGCACAGUGACGCCCUUCUACUGUUGGUGACAGGACAUUUAUCUAAACCUUUCCUCCAAACCUACCAAAGGGGUACAGUGACCGCAGGUGGAAGGGUGACUCUGCAGUGCCAGAAGCGAGACCAAUUGUUCGUGCCUAUCAUGUUCGCUCUACUGAAGGCAGGGACGUCAUCGCCCAUCCAGCUGCGGAGUCCAGCAGGGAAGGAGAUAGACUUUCUGGAGGACGUGACAGCCGGCGAUGCUGGGAACUACAGCUGCAUGUACUACCAGACAAAGUCUCCCUUCUGGGCCUCAGAACCCAGUGAUCAGCUUGAGAUGUUGGUGACAGUUCCCCCAGGUACCACAUCGAGCAACUACACCCUGAGUAACUUCAUACAACUGGGUCUGGCUGCCAUAAUUGUGGUUAUCAUGGGAGCUUUCCUGAUGGAGGCCUGGUACAGCCGGAAGUUGUCUCCAGGUGGACUGUCGGAGGCCUUCAAACCAGAGUGA